Molecule: messenger RNA, 7828 nt
Organism: Myiozetetes cayanensis
Lineage: Eukaryota; Metazoa; Chordata; Aves; Passeriformes; Tyrannidae
Gene: QTMAN
Product: glycosyltransferase like domain containing 1
Exons: 10
Coding region: 61-1371 (436 amino acids)
Molecular function (GO): glycosyltransferase activity
Source: RefSeq, a predicted model, not a curated record
GUACACACCAAGACUGUGAAUGAUGAAGAGGAAGGUAGAAAAGCUGUGUUCACCAGGCAGAUGCUUUGCUGUGGAGGAAGACUUUGCAGCCAUGCUCUGACUUGUUACAGCAUCACUGUGGCUUGUCAUUCUGCAUUUUGCAAAAUGCUUUGGCUCGUGGAGAAGCUGCGUAGCCGGGGGGGGCCCUGGGCAGUGACCUGCAGUCUGUCUCAGGACCAUCCUCUGAGACGUAAUUCAAGGAUCCUCUUUGCAAGCUCAGUGCUUAACCUGGCUGAACUCGCUGCCCUCCGCCCUGACCUUGGCAAAUUGAAAAAGGUCCUCUACUUCCAUGAGAACCAAUUGGCGUAUCCUGUCCAGAAAUGCCAGGAAAGGGAUUUUCAGUAUGGAUACAACCAGGUUCUUUCAUGUUUGGUUGCUGAUGCUGUGGUGUUCAACUCUGCUUUUAAUAUGGAAUCAUUUCUUACAUCCAUUGGAAAAUUUAUGAAGCUGAUUCCUGACCACAGACCUAAGGAUUUGGAAAAAAUAAUCAGACCGAAGUGCCAAGUUCUUUAUUUUCCAGUCAGGUUUCCUGAUGUGAGCAGGUUCAUGCCAGAGCAUAAGCUCGCCUGUUUGGAAAAGGUAGUUGGUGUUGAAGGAGAUGGAGCUGGUUGUCAGUCGGGGGCUCUGCCUGGCCAGCAGAAGAGCAGAGCUGUAAUGAAAACCAGCGACGUGCACUGUGGGUCUGGACUUUGUGAGUCCCAGGCUGGACUCGGCACCACACAGCACGAGGGGCUGCCUUCCCCACUCACAGCCCUGGCGAGACCCAUCCAGGCCGAGGCAUCAGAAGGCACAAAUCCCUGUCAAGAGGAAGAUAAGCAGUGUCUGACUUUUAACCUCUCUAAUAUCUUGAGUGGACAGGACUAUCAGCAAAGACCCCUGCACAUUGCCUGGCCUCACAGGUGGGAACAUGACAAAGACCCUGAAACUUUCUUUAAAGUCCUGAUGAAGCUGAAAGAGGAAGAUCUGCCUUUCCAUGUGUCCAUCCUCGGAGAGACUUUCAGUGAAGUUCCAGAUAUCUUUUCAGAGGCCAAAAAGGUGUUGGGAUCGUCCAUCUUGCACUGGGGCUACUUGCCCAGCAGAGAUGACUAUUUCCAGGCUCUGUGCACGGCCGACGUUGUCAUCUCGACAGCGAAACACGAAUUCUUUGGCGUGGCAAUGAUCGAAGCUGUGCAUUGUGGCUGCUACCCGCUGUGUCCCAAAGCCUUGGUGUACCCAGAGAUAUUCCCAGCUGAAUAUCUGUAUUCUACACCUGAACAGCUUUUUAAAAGGCUUCAGAAUUUCUGCAAGAGACCAGAUAUUGUAAGGAAACAUCUCUAUAAGAUGAAGCACUGAAUGUAUUAUUCCAGUGAAGAACUGUUACUACACAAUGCUGCUUUUAGGAGAAUAACUGCUAUUUUCUGCAUGCUGAUAUGUACAUUCACAGCGGUUUAUGACUUUUACUGUCCUGGCUCUGCCGUGGGUAGGUUGGAUACACGUCACCCCUGCAUGACAGAGGUUUUUCAGUUGUAAAAAAAACCUGAAUUCAGCUCAAAGUCCUUAAAGGGGUGCAUGGAAACGCUCCCUGGGUUAACCCGUGCAGUACAAGCGUGGUUUCUUGAGCGUUCCCUGGCUGUUGCUGUCCAGGCACAUUGUUAAUGAGCAAGGCGAGUAAUAUCCUCCUUAAUUUGGAGUCUUGUGCUGCCAGCAGACCCAACCUCACCCCUCCACCUCCCUCCCACUGGGGACCAGAAAGUGUUGGGUCCUGCUGUGUCUCGUCUGCCUUCGACCCCUCGCGGGAGCAGCGAGGGUUCAGCCCACGCCUUGACUUUUUUUGUGACCUAAAAGUAGACAUUUACAUAAUGACACAUCAAAGAUGAUGUUGUUUCUGCAGGAAACAGUUAAACCUCAAGAAAAAAGGAGAGAACCAAAAAUGCAAUUUAACACCCAAUUUCAAGCUCAUUAUCUUUCAUUGUCUAUUAACUUGGCAAUGGUUCAGAAGGUAGCUCAUAAUAGUUUAAAAUGCUGACUGAACACUUCCAGUGUUCAGCAUUACUUCUUGAGUCAAUAGUAUCGUAGAGUUAUACAUGGGGGCUUCAAAGGGAAAACAGUCCUUAAAUGUUUACCUUGACAUUUCCCAGUGCUUCAAGCCCAGCUAAUAGGUGUGUUCACAUGGAUCUUCACCCCACCUGUGGAUCCCCAGCUCCUAAACAGAGCAAAGGCGUGCAAAAAAUGGAAAUAACAGUGGACAAAAUACUGAUAUAAAAUUAGGACGGGGUGAAAAUGUGUGCGCAAGCCCCGUAGGCAAAAUGCUAAUUUGCUUGAAGGAUUCUUCUCUUUUUUUAAAGAAUUCCUUGAGCUGAUUUGCAGGCAGAAGCUGGAGGUGUUUAUCCUACCCCUCGUAUACAUGGGCUUGUGCAGCCCCGUUCAGAUCUUCUGAGAGUUCAAGCUGAACGUCUGCAACAGGUAGCAACGGAGCUGAGUGGGGGAUCCUUUUAAAAUGAGUAAGGCAGAGCCUAAUCCAGCACCUGUGAGCACCAGAAGAAAGAUCCCUGUUGUCUUUAAUAGGCUUUGGAUCAGCUCGGGGAAUGCUGUUAGAGUUGUCUUUUUGUACCUACACCCACGUAACGCCAAGUCCUCUUUCACAGUGGAACCAUCCGUAAAACCUCCUAGAAAAUGCUGACUUAGAGCUGUGCUGUUAAUGUCAUUAUAGGUGGAACUAUGCUGCUUUUUUAGGAAGCUGAAAAGAGCGAAAUCAGUAAGGGUAAACAGCACUUGCACCAUAUUAUCACUUCUUUUUCAGAUCACUCUAAUAUUAUCUCUGUUAUAGCGGAAUAGGAAAGGGACCCCAGCACAGGACUCCAUACCAACCAGCUCCCUUUCCUUCAGAAACCUUCCUGCCACACUCUCUGCUUCAAGUUUAUAAAGUUAUCUGGGAAAUUUUAAAAGUAAAAAAUGCUUUAUAAACAAAUAGUGCUUUUGCUGGUUGGAGUUUCGGCUCCAUAGGUUGGGAAGUAAUCGCCAUCGGAAGUAUCUUGGCUCAUCCUUUUACAUAUUGCUGAGAUUUUAUUACUAAGGAUAUCUACAGUAAUUAGACAGCGGACUAAUUAAACAGGCAGUUUAUUCCUUCAGUUGUCCUCGGUGCUUGUGCUGACAAAAUCAGGGGCAGAAAGAAGGAUAGAUGGCAGCGGGGCAGUCGGCUUAGGGACGGGACACAGGGAGUAUCCCUGUGAAAAUGCACAGACCAAGGCAUGAAGCUGUAAUAGCUUAACUGCAGAGAGCAGAUUCAUGCUGGCAGACUUCUAGAAAUGCCCAUAAUGUAAGCACCUAUGAAAACCUUUCCAAGUGAUGCAUUGCUCACCCUGGGCAUUCUCACAGCGCCAGGGCCGGCUCAUCUGCAUUUCAGCCUUGCCUUCUCCCGGUUAUUAGCAGAAGAUUGAGAUGAGAGGGAAGCAAAUCUCAUUUGUUAUCAAUUAUUUGUUCUGUUCCAGUUUUAUGGAACCAAACUCUAGUUCUGGGUGUUUUUAGCUGCCAAAGUAAGCACUGGAGUGAAGGAAGUAACAACAGGGCAUCGGUUGUAGUACACCAGAGAACCUGUCAGUGCUUGCAAGCACCCUAUCUAGCAGAUUUAAAGUUAAAAAAAUAAAAUAAAAUGGGUCAAAGCAUUUGUUUCUGCAUUAUUUUCUUUAAGUUUACCUUUCAGUUCCCUCACUUGAGUUUCUUAAUUUAAAACAGCAUGUAUAAAGAGUAUACAGUGGAGAGGGACAAGAAGAGUUGCCAAAAGCCAGGCAUGGAAGGAGCUGACAACUUUAAAUAAUCUCUCCCAGCCCUCCCAGCUGAAUGAGUGCUGGUUGACAUGCUGUCAGCUUCAGUUCCUACAGAAAAUCCUACUCUCACUCAUGCUUGUUUAACGGAGAAAAGAAUUUGGCCCACUUUCUGACAUUCAUCUUCUCAUUUCCAUCACACUACAGAAGCUCACCUGCCUAGGAAAAGACACAUGGCGUGAUUUUUUUUUCUUUCUUACACCACUGUAGAAGGAAAUCUGCUGAAUUCAAAGGGAUUAAACUGCUGUAAAAUCAAAUUAAGAUCCCAGUUAGACCGUAGACAUCUGAAUUGUUUCCAGUCUCAGGGUUUGGCUGUAUAGGGCAGUUCUUACAAAACUUUCUUUUUUCUUUUCUUUUCUUUUUUUUUUUUCUUUUCUUUUUUCCCUGAUUUGAGAUAAAGCAGUAUCUUGGGUAUUUCAGGGAAUCGUGUAGAAGGGAAAACUGCUCCUGGUCCAGCUUUCAUACUUAGGCAGCAGGAGACAAUCUCAGCCUAAGGAUAUGGGCGCUGGACACGUGAGGAUGCAGGGGAGCCUCACAACAGAUGUCCCAUCAGCCACUCAGCCCUGUUGCAGGGAGCAGUAGCUGUUCAUAGUUCUUGCACAGGCCAUGCAAGAGCUGGGGACGAUGCCUCUGCCUUUAUCCUUACCCAGUCCCCAGCAAAAUCCCGUGAGAAAUUAAUUUUUCCAUAAGCAGUGUGGUCUAGUGGAAGGUGUCCCUGUGCAUGGCAGGGGGUUGGAGCAAGAUGGUCUUUAAGGUCCCUUCCAACCAUUCCAUGAUUCUAUGAUAUAUUUACUGAUGUUGUUAAAAGCAUUUCCUUCAAUUGGCUCAGGUUUUCCCCCACCUUUAGUUUCACUGACUCUUGUUCUGGAGUUGGUCUCUUGGAAGCAGGAGCUCCCCAUCCAUCUUUUGUAUAUCAUUCAUUAUUUUGUAAACAUUUGUCAAACAUUUUCAGCAUCCCAGUCUUUAAACUCUCUCCUUGUGAAUGUUAUUCCAUGUUUAUACUCUAAUCCCUCAUCAUUCAAACCAUUUUGAUGCUUGAGAGCUGUUUUUGUGCUGGUGUGAUCAUUGCUUUACAGAGAAUUCUAGGCCAUGCCAUUGGUUUAUGUGAUGUGUAGUACUCUGAUAAUUUUCAACCUGUUCCUUAUGGAGCAAAUCCUACUGUUUACUUUUUAAUGGUGAAUGUAUAUUGAGCAGAUGUUUGCUUACAGUGUUCUCCAGAUCUUUUGUCCUGAGUUGAUAAAGUUAAUUCAGAGCUUUAUAGGGUAUGCAAAUAGUACUAGUAUUUUCAUCCAUCCUGCUGGCUUUCUGUUCAGCAGCAGAACAUGUUUGCAGAGGAAAAAAAGAAGGAAUUGUCUUGAAUUUGUGCUUUGACCUGGUUAGCAUUAGGUGCAGGUCAGAAGGAGGUCAGAAACACAAGUGAGAAACUUGCAUUUUCCUCCUGAGAUUCUCAGUUUCCACUGAAUUUAAUUUAAAAUGGUUUCAGAGAUGGUUUAGAUCUGUGUGGGAAGGUUGUCACAGCCUGGGAGCUCUGGAGUGCAGUGUGCUGUGUCCAUUCUCUCCCAUCUCUAUUUCAGUGCUUAGUCAUGGGAUCCUUAGUAAAAUGCAUAUAACAUUAGGAUUUCUUAGGUGAAAGAAAACUCUGGUCGCUUUUUCAGAACAUGGAAUCACAGUGUAGUUAAGAAAGGUGUCUCUGGAGGUCACCUGGCCAGCCUCUGAUCAAAGCAGGGCCAGCUUCGAAGCAGGAUCUGACUUCAGAGCUGGAUUAAGUUGUUCAGGGUUAGACUGAACUCUUGAUACUUUUCUUUCCCAUAUGUUUGGUUGAUCUAGGUGAAAUACACCUCUAGCUUAGGAGGUUUGCUCAGGUGGGAAGGGCUGCUGGACUGUGAGACACAGUUUAAGCAUUUUGGGUCAAGCUUAGGUCUUCAGGCAGUGCGUGGGUCUGGAAGCAGCUGUGAGAUCUGCUAGCUGAUGUGAAUCCUCGCUGUGGAAGAAAUGAGCUGGCAGGAGGGCUGUUGAAGUUGUAUGAUAGCUCAUUUUGGGGUCCAGCCAUAGAUGUAUAGACACAAUAUAUGUGUAGAUAGACGUAUGUAUAGGUGUCCUGUACCUGAAUUUCUCCCAGGGCUUGCCAUGCUCUUGACUCUCAGAGAUAUAUAUCCAGGAGACUUCAGCUCUUUGAAAGUCAUAGAAUCAUACAAACAUUUAGGUUGGGAAAGACCCUUAAGAUCAUUGAGUCCAACCAUUAAGCCAGCACUACCAUGAUCACCACUAAGCCUUGUCCCCAAGUGUUGGUCCGUAGCUUGUAGCAGUUGGCUGCACCUGUGGAGCAGGAUUAAAGCAUUCCUUAGGAAAGCAGUUAUGGGUGCAACUUUCAGCAGAAACACCAGGACUUGAAACUUUUUUAUUUUGACAGUGUUAGAUAGCUUCCAGGGUAGUUUUAGAAAGUAAAUGAAAACUGGCAGAUGAGCCACAGCCGCUCUAAAACAGUAGAAGGAGAAAUGGGUCAGAGAAAUAGGAUUGGGUUUGGAAGAAAAGUUGCAAAAAGCAUGAAAGCUCUUUUUUUUUUUUUUUUAGUAAAGUUUAUUCAAAAGUACCUUGAGAAAGGAAGCCUGAAACUGUUUUCCUGCUGUUGUGGAUGGUCAGUGUGUUCUGAACCAUCCUAUGCAAGGCACCCACCAGUGUGUCCUGUGUAGAUUUGAAUCCAAAAUUUUAGGGUUUUUUGUUUAAAGACAUCAAGAAUGAAAUAAGUUUUAAAAGGCCACUAUAAGAAACAGUUUGGUCAGGGAAAUACUUUUACUCUAUUGAGGAGUAUUAAAUAGCUCUGCCUUGGGCCUUACAGUGCACCCAAUUAAUGUAAAAGCAACAGUGACUUUUGAUGGUGGUUUCCAAAGGUGCUUGGAGUUUGAAAACUGAGCUCCAAAAAUAAUUGCUAAAAACUGUUUUCCACCUUGUUUCUCCCCCCUUAGUCACUUGCAGAGGGAAGGAGCUGGAUCACAGAGUAAAUCUGCUCUGAUACAAACUGGCUCUGUAAAUCACUUUGCUGCCUUGCCUGCAAAAUCUCAGGUUUUGUGUUGAAUAAUAGUCUCCAAAUCUUACUUUUUUUAAGAUGAUUUGUGCCAAAUCAGUACUGUCUGCUGGAACUCCCAACUGUCCUGAAUCAGCUGGCCUGAAUGGAUGAACACUCCUUAUUAAAUUCUAAAGGUUAAUUCUGGGUCUAAUGAUGGCAGGGUAGAUAUUAAGUGUUUCAAUUCUGAUCUUAGGAUGCCAGAAACAAGUAAGUUGAUUAUUUCAUGGAAGAUACUGUAUUUCUACUGACAUUAUGCUGCCUGUUCUUUAUGGGGAGAUCUUGCUUUAUGUGAAAACUUUGCUUUUCUUUAUCUCUGCAUAUUUGGUAGAAUUUGUUUAUGGAAUGACUGUUCCUUGAAAAACUUAAUGUCCACACCUUUGCAUAUUUGUCACCCUCCAAAAAAAGGAGGUUACUCUCAAAUAAAUCCCAGACUGAUGAUGUUCUAAACAGGAGAACUAGGCCCUUGCUCCUGCUGGCUUGUGGUUCUGCCAUGCCUGAGGGUGAAAGGGGCAGGCUGGUCCCCAUGAGUGUUCCAUCUAUGGUGUGUCUACUGAGACCAACCAGUAAAGCAAAGGGAUAUAUGAUGGUGCUCAUCCAGGAGCAAAUAACCUGGGCCUGAUGACCAGCUUACCUGUCUUUUAAAAAACCCCACUGAAUUAACCCUGUUUUUAGAUAAUGCCAUGUAAGCAUUCCCUGACCAACUGGCUUCCACCCCUUCAGAAACCCUUCCAGUGUGAGAGACGUCCCCUUUGUGUCCCAGCUUCUAACAGGGCUCCGUGUGCUUCUCUCUUGUGCUUCCUCGCAGGGCGAGACGGCCGGGUUUUCUUGGGCAGCGCUCGGCAGUAAAUUCAGGUCUCUGCUCGCAGCAGAACCGAGGGAAGAUUUGUGACAGAUGGGGCUAAGUCACAAACUUGCAGCCUCAGGC